Molecule: messenger RNA, 1749 nt
Organism: Torulaspora globosa
Lineage: Eukaryota; Fungi; Ascomycota; Saccharomycetes; Saccharomycetales; Saccharomycetaceae
Gene: POL4
Product: DNA-directed DNA polymerase IV
Exons: 1
Coding region: 1-1749 (582 amino acids)
Biological process (GO): double-strand break repair via nonhomologous end joining
Cellular component (GO): nucleus
Molecular function (GO): DNA binding; DNA-directed DNA polymerase activity
Source: RefSeq, a predicted model, not a curated record
AUGGCUCUCUUUCAAGGUAAAAAGUUCCUCUUUCUUCCCAACUGCAGAUCGUCUACACUCAGCUUUCUGUCACAGCUGAUUAGAUCCAAUGAUGGAACAGUUAUCUGCGAUGUCGAAGAGCUCGACAAGCAAAUGAUAACUCUUAUCAACAAAUCCUUUAUCGAUAAGGAUCAAAAACUAACCAAUAAAGAACUCUUUUUGAAGGAAUUUGAAAUGGAUCCAGAUAUUGUGUGGAGUUUCAUUCUUCAUGAGAGACCAGCAUGUGUCGAGGCAAAUUGUAUAAGUGAAUGGUUAAAGAUAGGAAAAAUUACUCUCCCACCUGAGUUCAAUGUCUUAAUCGAUGAGGAAGAUACGACCACUGGUUUUCAUGUAAUCAAUGAGCAUGCUGGCCAAAGUAACAAGGAGGCUUCGGAUCGUGAGUCCUCUAUGGAGAGUCAGUCGGACACUGACAUAGGUUCGGAGACAUCGCAUAAAGACAGCCAUGAGAGCCCUUUCGUUCAAGCAGCAUCCAGGGAAGAAAGUCUUGAUAACCCGAUAUCAGAGACAGUUGCGAACGCAGACCUGGUAGAUGAAGAAAAUGUCUCCAAAAAUGAAACGCUUAUUAAAGCCUUUGGCAGACUCGCCAGAAGAUAUGAGAUAAAGGGUGACCAAUACCGAUCCAAAGGCUACAAACUUGCCAAGAUUGGAAUUGAAAGAUAUCCACAUGAGAUCUUAUCUGGAGAGCAAGCAAGACGAGACAUUGCUAGUGUUGGACCUGGUAUCGCCAAAAAGAUCCAGAUAAUUUUGGACACUGGCUCUUUGCCUGGGCUCGAUGAAUCUUUCGAUCUGGAGAAGAAGCUGAAUUAUUUCACCCAAUGCCACGACGUGGGAAUCUACAGUGCAAAACGAUGGAAUCUUCUGGGCCUGCAGUCAUUUGCAGAUGUCUUGAAGAAAUUUCCGGAAGUUUUCAUCAGAGAUUGGCCUAUCUUAUUUGGAUGGUCCUAUUACGAGGACUGGCUGAUGAAAAUGUGCAGGGAUGAGUGUGAUGAAAUACUGAAUGUAGUUCGAACCACUUUAAAGCGCGUAGACCCAGCAUGCAGCGCAGAGCUGCAAGGUAGUUAUGUGAGAGGUGCUCAGGAGUGUGGUGAUCUUGACAUACUGUUUCAUAAGAAAGGCUGUGAUAAUACCACCGAACUGGGAAGAAUAAUGGAAAAGCUGGCGCUAGCCCUUUAUGACCAAGGCUACGUUGAAUGCUUUUUGCAGCUGUCACCCAAGAUACGGCAAGUUUUCGGCUCCCGGAUAAGAGAAAGGGUUCGUAAAUGCAAGCUGAAAAUUCCUUCGCAGGAAGAAUACCCUCCUGCUGUCGCUGACUUGAAGAAGUACUUCCUAGGUUUCAAACUGAAGUCAGAAUUUAAGCCUCGCUAUCUGGAAACAUCUGCAGAUAAACUAAUCAAGCUUGAGACUGACGAUCGCUUCAUGUCUCUUAGUUCAAGCUCACAUCCUUGUCGUCGGGUGGAUUUCUUUUGCUGCAAAUACUCAGAGCUGGGAGCGGCAAGAAUACAAUGGACUGGCCCUAAGGAAUUUAACCGAUGGAUAAGAAUAAAAGCGGUGCAGAAAGGCAUGAAAUUGACACAGCACGGAUUAUACAGGGGCGAAAACAUUUUGCUUGAAAGCUUUGAUGAUAAACGUAUUUUCGAACUUUUGGGAGAAGAAUAUGUCGGUCCGGAGGAUAGAAACAGAAUGAUAAAAAAGCGGCAGAAGCAGUCAUAA